This is a messenger RNA of Gilbertella persicaria, 842 nucleotides long. RefSeq lists its product as uncharacterized. Bases 244 to 726 code for a protein of 160 amino acids. The transcript is spliced from 3 exons. The record is from RefSeq and is a predicted model, not a curated record. Lineage: Eukaryota; Fungi; Mucoromycota; Mucoromycetes; Mucorales; Choanephoraceae.
CUUUUUAACCUAAAGAUCAACAAAGGAGUCAUAGUUUGUUUGGUUCUCUUUUAAUGGAUAAUAUUGCAAUAGGCAUUUUAAUGAUGCCUGAAAGGAAUUGCGAUUCAUUAGUCUUGUUUUUUUCUCUCUUCUUGAAAGACCACAAAAAGACAGAUUGGUAACAGUCACUUUUUUUCGAGUUAUUUAAGGGCCUUCUUAGUAAUACAGAACAACUUUUUUUUUCUUAUUUAUCAAAAAAAAAAAAUGCCACGCAGUGAAACAGACCUUGAAGACGUUUGGGCUGAUAGUGAUAACGAAGAGCAAAUUGCUUAUGAAAGAAACCUUGCUGAAAAAGAAUGGGAGAAGCUUCAAGAAGACCACGGCAACACGGGUUAUAAAGAGGGUAUUGUUGAAGGAAAAGAAGUCAAUAUGCAAAGAGGCUUUGAUAAAGGCUAUGUGGAAGGUCUUGCUAUUGGAAAAGCUGUUGGUCGACUCCGUGGUUUAGUAAGCUGUCAAAUUGUGUUUUAUAGACAGUUGUGCAAGAACGAAGACGCAACAAAAGAACUGGAUGCUUUAUUUGAUGAAAUUGAUAAAAUCGAAGUCAACCAUAUCUACAGUGUAGACUAUUUCCGAGACAACCAAUCCGAAAAGCCUGAUGGUUAUGUUGCUCCCGAAGCAUUUGUGAGUCAACUUGAAGAAAAAGUCAAGUCUACUUUAAACGCGGUUGCCACUAAAUACCGUUCUUAAAGUUAUUGGAUCAGCAGAAUUGAAUCAAGAUCAAGGUCUUGGUAUGGAAGUUAUACCGAAAAAGAAGAAGAGAAGGAAAAAAAAAAGAUUGCGUAGUAUUUAUUAAAUUUGAUUUG